Messenger RNA from Suillus discolor, 504 nucleotides. RefSeq lists its product as uncharacterized. The transcript has a single exon. The record is from RefSeq and is a predicted model, not a curated record. The annotation marks the transcript as partial. NCBI's taxonomy places the organism in Eukaryota, Fungi, Basidiomycota, Agaricomycetes, Boletales, Suillaceae.
GUCACCGAGAUACGGAGAGACAUGGUACGUAGCGAAUUGCCCACGUGGGUUAGCAGAGCUCCCAAGGCCCUCAGCUUGACAGUGCAGGGUAAACUCAGUGCGGAUCAGUGGCGUGCCGCAUGCACCAUUAACAUGACCAUAACCCUUGUACGACUCUGGGGUGGUAAGAAUGGUGUAGCCAAGGCUAUGCUAGAUAAUUUUAUGGAUCUAGUCACUGCCGUCGAGCUUGGUUGUAUGUUCAUCAUCUCCCCUGGCCAUAUUGACCAGUACAAAUUUUAUAUGCUGCGCUAUCUCGAGAACUUCAAGGACCUUUACAAAACCAUACGACUGGUUCCGAGCCAUCACAUUGCUCUCCACCUCGGCAAAUUCUUGUGUUCCUUUGGUCCUGUCCAUGCUUGGAGGGCUUUCGCAUUCAAGCGCUAUAACUAUCUCCUCCAGCGUGAGAACACGAAUGGCAAAUUUGGUACCUCUCUCUCUCUCUCUAAUCUUUAUAUCUCAAACUAA